Molecule: messenger RNA, 3175 nt
Organism: Patiria miniata (bat star)
Lineage: Eukaryota; Metazoa; Echinodermata; Asteroidea; Valvatida; Asterinidae
Product: glycolipid transfer protein-like
Exons: 5
Coding region: 234-848 (204 amino acids)
Biological process (GO): ceramide transport; intermembrane lipid transfer
Cellular component (GO): cytoplasm; membrane; cytosol
Molecular function (GO): ceramide 1-phosphate binding; ceramide 1-phosphate transfer activity
Source: RefSeq, a predicted model, not a curated record
AAUUUCUGAUUCGUAGUUUUUGGACUAUGGCUAAAUGGCGGUGUCAUAUAUCAUGCUCUGCUGUUUAUGACAAUCCGUAGCCAUAGUCUAUAAAAAGCGGGGUUUCAUUUGAUUCACGGUGAUUAUAGCACCCUACCUGACAAAAACGGAGCCCUGACGUAUAUAACUGUGCAAGAUAAUCGACGUAAAACUAGACGUACAAAUACAAAACUCAAAAGUGUACCUCCUCUAAAAUGUCUUUUCACAAGAGUUUGGAGCACAAAUACGCCCCUGUUCCAGAAGACAGGAGAAUACAGACGCUACCAUUCCUGCUUGCGAGUACAGAGUCAAUCUUACCUGUUAUUGAUAUGUUGGGACCGAAUGCAUUUGCCUUCGUGAAAUCCGACGUCAACGGAAACAUGAAGAGAGUAAGAAAACGAUACGACGAAGAUCCUGAAAAGUUCAGCACGUUAGCAGACAUUAUCGAAAUAGAUGUAAAAGAAAAUAAAGGUUUGAAGAGCAACUCAACGACAGAAGCGCUACUCUGGCUAAGCAGGGCGCUGAAUUUUAUCUGCACAAUUUUGAAGAAUGUCAUCGAGGGAAACGUCAAGGACAACAGCAUCAUACCAGCGCUGUCCACAGCGUACAAAGCCACGCUAGAAGGCUACCACAGCUGGUUUGUCAGGAAAGCAGUAGAACUCGCCUUCCAUGCGGCACCGUACUACACCGACCUCAUCUCAAAAUUGUCCAAUGGGGAAUCACAAGAGGUCGUGCUGAAAGAUAUACGAGAAUACGACACAUGCUUACAGGAACACGUCAGCGCUAUACAGGAACUCUUUAUAGCCAACGGACUCGACCCAAAGAAGUAAAUCUGCAUUUUUUUAAAAUUAAAUGACCUUUAAAAUGAAUUUUUCUCUCCAACCAGUUUGUGCAGAUAUUUGUGUCUCUCAAUAGUAAGAAGUCCUUUUUUAACUUCAGUUUUUAUGAAGUGCCUAUUUUCACUAUAUAACGUCUCCAACCAUCCGUGGUAUUUCCCGACAACUGAGGGCGCUGUUGCUGUGAUGUCAGUCGAGGCACUUGCUGUACAUCUUCUGCAUUCCCUUUACAAAAAUUCUGAAUCGAAACAUAGCAUAUUGACUUUAAAAUUAUGAAGAACUUACCAAGCAUUGACAAUACAAAAUUGUGGCAAAUUCUGAACUCAAAAAGCUGUAGUUUACCGAUGCUUGACCAAGAUGACAUCACAGUUUAAAUCAUGAAUAUGGAAAUUCGGAUUAGCAUAAGUAAAAAACGGGAAAGAGUUCCAUACCUGGACAUCACUUGACACCCUGUGCACAAACCCUGUGAGACUGGUCUGAAAAAUCCUAAGUGUUUUCUCCAAUAGUUCUUCAAUAUUUUCCCUGCUAAAUUUGACUUUUUAGGACAUGUUUUCACUUUCUGAUGGCUGAUGUCACUGCAGGGAAAAAUUUGUGAUGUCAGUAUGUAAUUCUUUCCAAAAAUGCCCCGAAACAAAGUUUGAAUAGCAAUGCAUUGCAUCAGAGUGAAGUUAAAAAACAAAGUCGCAGUUUAAAAAAUCAAGCAAAUAAAGAAUCUAUUUCGCUCGCCCUUUUAAUAAUUUAAGUAAUACAACGGUUUCAAUGGCAGUGUGGAUAGUAUUAAUGAUAGUAUUAAGUAUUAUUAUAUCUGGCAGGCAUUUAAUGGAGAGUCAAUAAAUUAAGAUGUGUACAGUUAAGAGGUGGUAAACAAUUUUGUAAAACAAAAAUAUGGAUAUGUAGGUAGAUUUUAAGACAAUGCAUGUUUACAUUAGUGCUAUGCAUGCAUGUCUUGCAAGCGUACAUAUACACGAUUGUCUGUUGGGUUCAGUCACCAUGAACGCACACGCUACUCUUACUGCAACCCAUUGGUAGAAUUUCGACAUGUUUAUUGAAAGUAGCAAACGGUCUUGGUUUUGGUGUAUCUACAACAUGCUGUAUUACGAUACCUGCUUGUAUUAUGGUGCUUCAGUGGUAUACUUAUUCAAUACGUAUAAUGCAUGGGGUUUGAUGUCGGGAAAACUUACCCAAUCACAUGUAAUAUUGAGAAAGAAUUAGCAUAUCUUUAUUUUACAAAGUGACAAAACAAAUAACAUGUUUUAUAGAGGCUUAUACGAAAGCAAAUGUGCCAAUUUUGUUUGCAACAUACAAGAACUUCCAUAAAGAUUUGCCUGUUUGACUUUCAAUUUUACUGACAAAAUUAACAAUUUUAAGAUUUGUGGAAGGGAUAUGUAUGGAUUAUUAUUAUUUGUUUAUUAUUUUAAUUAUUAUUAUUAUUAUUAUUUUAACCAUCUUUAGUUCUAAAUACCAUUCGUGAUGCAGUAUUGAAAUUUUCAACAUCUAUAAAACCUGCAUUUAUGUGUGUGCAAAAUCCUUGACUUAAAUUUUACUGGCAACUUUAUUUUGUACACCAUUCAGCUUAAUUUCAAAUCAUGUAAAAGAACAAAUGGAACUUUUUAAAUAACCAAAAAUUAAUGUUUUUACACUAGAAUUGAAGAAAUGUUUUAAUCAGGAAAAUAAAUUAAGUAAAUAAUGUAUGGAAGCGUAAUUUUUUUAACAGUUAGUUUUAUGUGUAAUUUGGUAAAUUUGUGUGGUACAGUGUAAUAUGUAAUAUGCAAAAUUUAAUUCAGCUAAUUCCUAACCAGCUAGAGGUAUAGGCAAAAUUUCGUGGCUCUGCUUAACGUUAUCACGGUAGCAGAACUAUCUGUGGAAAUGGUUAGUACAUUUCACUGCUUAGCGAGGAAGAUGGGCUUGGGCAUGCUGCAUGCAUACAUCCCUUCACCAAGGAUUCUGUGCUUACAGGGUUAGCACACAAUGGUUAAGCACAGAAUUCUCGGUUUUGUAGGGUUUUGCAAGAUUUCAAAGGAUUCAGGACUCGUCAGCCCAUUCUCCAUUACUUUGCAUGGGGCUUGAUCGCCCUCGUUUAAAUACAAAUAAUGCUGUUGUAUAUUUGUUAGAUUUUGGUGGAUUGGGGGGGGGGGGGAUUUAACACACACAAAAACCGGUUAAGGCCAAAAUGUUAUUAAAAGGAAGUAGGGUUAACGUUUUAAGAAAUGUAAGUUUAAAAUGCGAAUUAUUUGUAACUAUGGUGUAGUCGUAAAUGGAAAGUAUCACUAGAUUUUGCCAAUUAAAAAAUACAUUUAAUUUAAAAGAUGUAACAUUUUUUU